Eimeria maxima is the source of this 294-nucleotide messenger RNA. Its product is annotated as ATP synthase beta chain, putative. The transcript has a single exon. The record is from RefSeq and is a predicted model, not a curated record. Gene Ontology annotation, molecular function: structural constituent of ribosome. Gene Ontology annotation, cellular component: cytosolic large ribosomal subunit; ribosome. Bases 1 to 294 code for a protein of 97 amino acids. Gene Ontology annotation, biological process: translation; protein-RNA complex assembly. Lineage: Eukaryota; Apicomplexa; Conoidasida; Eucoccidiorida; Eimeriidae.
AUGGCUCGUGAGAUAAGAGACAUUCGUGAAUUUUUGCAGACAGCAAGACGUAAGGAUGCAAGAAAAGUAAUAAUAUUAAAGAAAGUAAGAAGAGGAGGUAAUCCUUAUGGUGCAGCAGGAGGUGCAGCAGGAGGUGCAGCAGCAGCAGCAGCAGCACAAAUUAUUACUAAAUUCAAGAUAAGAUGCGCUAAACAAUUAUAUACUCUUGUUGUUACUGACAAACAAAAAGCACAAAAAAUAGAAAGUUCUCUUCCUCCAUCUGUUAAGCAGCAAGUUAUUCCUGCUAAGAAAUAA